AUGAUAGUGCUUCUUGCUUUGCUUGCGCUUGCGGAAGCUCACAAUGGCACUUGCCCCUCAACCAAAAAGUGUGGCAGUGGUGCCGGUACAGAAGCUGGGCUGCCUUGCUGCCAAAUAGACUCAUCAACCUUUGAGUGUUGCUCAUCGUCAGAGGCUUGCAUUCCUAAAGUUGGCUGCCGGUGCCAAACUCUCCGACAAUAUGAUGACUACAGCUUUGAGCAAUUUUGCAAAGAGUUUGUGAAGUCCUACGCAGAUGAAGAAAUCGCACACCGACGAGCCGUUUUCCAGGCAAAUUUGGAGAAGAUCAAGGCACACAAUGCAGAAUACGAAGCUGGCAUUCAUUCGUGGCACAUGGCAGUGAACCAAUUCGCGGACUGGUCUGAAGAAGAAUUCAGCGCCAUCAGAUCAACCCGAUACCAGUCUUCCAUGCAGGCAGCACACACCGUGGAGUUUGACAGCAAGACCCCCAGACCUGCAAGCAUGGAUUGGCGGAGCAAGGGUGUUGUGACGCCGGUGAAAAACCAGGGUUCAUGCGGAUCUUGUUGGUCUUUCAGCGCAACCGAGACGGUUGAGUCUCAGUAUGCAAUUUCAUCGGGCCACCUGCUGACUUUGGCCCCACAAACAUACGUGAACUGUGUGAAGAACCCACAUGACUGUGGCGGAACAGGUGGUUGCGAAGGCGCUACUAUGGAGUUGGCCUUCAACCUCACAGUGACAAAAGGCAUUGCGCUUGAAAGCGACUUGCCUUACAAAGGGAGGGAUGAGACGUGCAAGGCCUACAAGCCUGCGGUGAAGGCCAGUGGUUAUGUCAGGCUUCCUGUGAAUGAUGCCAGUGCACUUGAAGAAGCGCUUGCAAGCAAGGGCCCUGUCUCUGUGACAGUUGCCGCGGGAUCUUGGCAACUGUAUGGUGGUGGCAUUUUCACAGGAUGCAGCAAACAUUCGACGGCAAUCCUGGACCAUGGUGUGCAAGCGGUGGGCUAUACAAAAGACAGCUGGAUCGUUCGAAACAGUUGGGGAGAAUCUUGGGGUGAAAAGGGCUACAUCAGGCUCUCAAGGGCAAGCGACUCCAAAACCUUCCUGGACACACGACCGGCAGAUGGAGAAGCCUGCAAGCCAUACCCAAAGACUCAAACAGUUGGAGGUGAAUGUGGUGUGCUCUUCGACUCUUCUCUUCCUGUCGGAGUAAGCGCAGCCUUUGAUGAAGUUGUGGUUUGA
Molecule: messenger RNA, 1215 nt
Organism: Durusdinium trenchii
Lineage: Eukaryota; Dinophyceae; Suessiales; Symbiodiniaceae
Source: the annotation of a GenBank genome assembly